Molecule: messenger RNA, 237 nt
Organism: Cercopithifilaria johnstoni
Lineage: Eukaryota; Metazoa; Nematoda; Chromadorea; Rhabditida; Onchocercidae
Source: the annotation of a GenBank genome assembly
AUGGGAAGUGUAUGUGAAGGUUAUAACCGUGAUGGCGCAGUGAACUAUCAUCAUCUAUUGUCAUCAUUGUCACCAUUACCGUCGUUGCCAAUUGUCAUCAUCACCGUAUUCAACAAUCAUCCUCCAUCCUAUUUGCUUAUUCAUCAUCACUUACUUCAUCGAGUCUCACCAUCGAUGGUGGAUUUGCUCCCGCCGAUUGUUCUUUCACGCUACUCAUCGCAUACAUUCAUAAUAUGA